Molecule: messenger RNA, 650 nt
Organism: Dermacentor silvarum
Lineage: Eukaryota; Metazoa; Arthropoda; Arachnida; Ixodida; Ixodidae
Product: kelch-like protein 7
Exons: 3
Coding region: 21-650 (209 amino acids)
Source: RefSeq, a predicted model, not a curated record
GGAGACUGAAGCAUCGGCUGAUGGGCGACUUCGAGGUGCAGGUCUGCCUGAAGGACGGGGGCCCCGGCCGGGAGUUCACCAUGGGCGUGGACGUGCUGCGGGCCUCGAGUUCGUAUCUGCGCGACCUACUGUACGAGAUGCCCGGACCCGCGAACAUGCGCCUGCAGAUCGACGGCAUCUCGGUGCUGGCGUUCGAGGGCCUCAAGGCGUACCUGCGCAACAGCGGCCCCGUGGUGACGUGCCAGAACGUGACGGACCUGUACAGCUGCGCGUACAAGCUCCGGCUGCGACCCCUGACCAACCGGUGCCUGCAGUACCUGGCGCAGGCGGGCCCCGUCGGGAGGCAGCUGGUGGUGCUGCAACAUGCCUCGCGCUUGAAACUACCGGCCGAGCAGCAGGCUGCCUUCCAGUUCGUUGCAGAGAACUUCGACGACGCCGUCAGGACCCGGCAGUACCUGGAGUUGGAAUGGAAUACAGUGAAGAGCUUGCUCUGCGCCGACGUUCUGGGCACUUCCUCGGAGACCAAAGUGCUGGUGGCCGCGCUCUCCUGGCUGGAGUACGACUAUCAGGUGUGCACCAGAGAGUAUAUGCGCCCCAGAAUACUCGUACAACCUAGUGAUGGCGCGGAUGAUGACCUCAACGAGUACUGA